AAGACCACAGUUGGUGAAAAAGCUGCUGACUUAUCACAAAGUGAUCAAGAUGUUGCGCAGUACCAGCUCUCUAGUUGUGUGCUAUCAAGCUGCAGACAACUGGUGUACCAAACGACAGAUUUUAUCAAUAUUGGCCCACAACAUGACAAAGCAAAGACUCAUGCAACUGAUUCCGGGGCUCACCAUCUACAGGAUAGAUGCAGCAAGAAAGCAUGCUAAGGAAAGUGGUGGAGGGCAACCAGUAGAGUUGGAGCCAAUAACAAGACUACAGAAGAGCAAGGUUGAUCACUUUAUUCAAUUCAUCUCACGCCCAGAGUUUGUUCAAGACGUUGCAUUUGGGACCAGGAGACUGAAGCUCAGUCAUGGAGAAAAGAUUGAAAUCCCAAAUGUUGUUCGAACCGUCGUCGUGUCUCGUCUUGUUGAUUUAUAUCAAGUUUACUGUCAAGAGAUUGGAAUCACUCCACUUGGUCGUAGCUCACUGUUCAGUAUCACUCAGGUGUGUGCUGCUGCCAAUACCUGAAAUCGGACUUCAAACUCCAUUUUCAGGAAAACAAUUCCUGUCCUGAUCACUGUUGGACUUAUG
Molecule: messenger RNA, 583 nt
Organism: Asterias rubens (European starfish)
Lineage: Eukaryota; Metazoa; Echinodermata; Asteroidea; Forcipulatida; Asteriidae
Exons: 3
Coding region: 50-520 (156 amino acids)
Source: RefSeq, a predicted model, not a curated record